AUGGAGCAGAUGGACAGCAAGCCUUACCAACCAUUAUCAAAAAUUAAGCAUGAAAUGGAUCUUGCUUACACCAGCUCUUCAGAAGAAAGUGAAGAUGAGCGUAAACCUAGACAAUCGUACAACUCAAGAGAAACCCUCCAAGAAUGUACACAAGAAAUGCGAUUAAACUACAACAGCCAUAGCAGAAAAAGGAAAGCAGUGGAAGAUCCCAGCCAAGAGAUGGAAUACUGUGAGUCUCCGCACAUUAUAUGCUCUGCCUAUCAGACCAACCUACACACGGGUGGACAGCAUACCUACCCACUAGAGAUGGGUUCUGAUGUGGAUACCGAGACUGAAGGCGCCACAUCACCAGACCGUGCCCUCAGAAUGUGGAUGAGGGAGAUGAAGUCAGAGCACAGUUCCUGCUUGUCAAGUAGAGCCAACUCUGCGCUUUCGCUAACGGAUACUGACCAUGAGCGGAAGUCUGAUGGGGAGAAUGGCUUCAGGUUUUCGCCUUUUUGCUGCAAUGUGAGCUGCCAGGGAGGCUCCACAGCGGACCUCUCCUCCAACCCACGCAAUCAGUUUACCUUCAGGCCUCUACCUCCUCCGCCUCCACCACCACAUGCAUGCACCUGCAGUCGACAGACUUCACAGACACUAGAUACUCUCCAGAGGAGUUCUAUGACAUCUCGCAGUCAGCCAAGUCCAGCUGUUGGCAACCCACCCACUAGCACUCAAGAUACAGUGCACCUGCACAACAGCUGGGUUUUAAACAGCAACAUACCCCUGGAGACCAGGCAUUUUCUUUUCAAGCAUGGAUCUGGUACAUCUCCAAUCUUCAGUGCUGCCAGCCAGAACUACCCUCUUACUUCAAACACAGUCUAUUCUCCACCUCCGAGACCACUGCCCAGGAGCACCUUCUCCAGGCCUGCCUUCACAUUUAACAAAUCAUACCGGUGUUGUAACUGGAAAUGCACGGCCUUGAGCGCUACAGCAAUUACAGUAACGCUUGCACUACUGCUUGCAUAUGUUAUCACAGUUCCCAUGUUUGGUUUAACUUGGCAACUUCAACGAGUGGAGAGUCAAACUUAUGAGAAUGGGGUCAGUAAAGGAAGCAAAGGAGAGGAGUCUAUGGACACCACUUACUCACCACUUGGAGGAAAGGUGACCGAUGAAGCAGAGAAAAAAGUGAAUCAAAAAGGUAGAGCAAUCGACUCUGGAGAAGUGGAAAUUGGGAAGCAGAUUGAGCAGAAUAUCCCACCUGGAUUAUUCUGGCGUUUUCAAGUUACAAUUCACCAUCCAAUGUACUUAAAAUUCAAUGUUUCCUUCUCAAAAGACUCCCUUCUUGGCAUAUAUGGAAGGAGAAAUAUCCCACCGACACACACACAGUUUGAUUUUGUAAAGCUGAUGGAUGGGAAACACUUGAAAAAGCAAGAACCGAAAAAUACAGAGAACCCACAGCAUGCACCUCGAAGUAUUUUUCUGCCAUCGUUACAAGAGACAGGUUUUAUUGAAUACAUGGAUCAAGGUGCCUGGCAUUUGGCUUUUUACAAUGAUGGCAAGAAGAAAGAGCAAGUCAUAGUAUUGACAACAGCAAUCGAAAUGAUGGAUGAUUGUUCAACCAACUGUAAUGGGAAUGGAGAAUGCAUAUCUGGGCAUUGUCAUUGCUUCCCGGGAUUUUUGGGACCGGAUUGCUCUAGAGAUUCAUGCCCAGUACUCUGUAGUGGCAAUGGUGAAUAUGAAAAGGGACAUUGUGUAUGCAGGAAUGGAUGGAAAGGAGCAGAAUGUGAUGUUCCAGAAGAGCAAUGUAUAGAUCCAACCUGCUCUGGAGGGCAUGGGACCUGUAUUAUGGGAGUCUGCAUCUGUGUACUGGGAUAUAAAGGAGAAAUCUGUGAAGAAGAGAACUGUCUGGAUCCAACAUGUUCUGAUCAUGGUGUCUGUGUGCAAGGGGAAUGCCAUUGUACUGCUGGCUGGGGCGGUGUAAACUGUGAAAAUGCCCUGGCCCUUUGUCAAGAGCAAUGUUCUGGCCAUGGGACCUUUCUAAUGGACAGUGGAGUCUGCAGCUGUGAGCCCCACUGGACAGGAGCAGACUGCUCUGCAGAGCUGUGUGCAGUCGACUGUGGAAGUCACGGUGUAUGCUCAGGAGGUGUCUGUCAAUGUGAAGAUGGCUGGGGAGGAGCUAGCUGCGAAGAGCGCACCUGUCACCCAAACUGUGCUGAACAUGGUCAAUGUAAAGAUGGAAAGUGUGAAUGUAGCCCAGGAUGGGAGGGUGAACAGUGCACCAUUGCUCACUACUUGGAUGCUGUAAGAGAUGGUUGUCCUGGUCUUUGCUACGGCAAUGGAAAGUGCACACUUGACCAAAAUGGAUGGCAUUGUGUAUGUCAAGUUGGUUGGAGCGGAGCUGGAUGCAAUAUCAUUAUGGAAAUGGCUUGUGCUGAUAAUAUGGACAAUGAUUCUGAUGGUCUGACAGAUUGUGUGGAUCCUGAUUGCUGCCAGCAAACCAAUUGCUUUUCCAGUCCUCUCUGUCAAGGUUCGCCUGACCCAUUAGACCUCAUCCAGCAAAGCCAGCCACCCUUCUCCCAGCACCCUCCACGACUCUUCUAUGACCGCAUUAGAUUCCUUAUUGGCAAGGACAGCACUCAUAUAAUUCCAGGAGAAAUUAGCCUUGACAGCAGUCGUUCCUGUGUAAUUCGGGGUCAAGUAGUAGCAGUGGAUGGGACACCAUUGGUAGGUGUCAAUGUCAGCUUUGCGCAUCACAAUGACUAUGGAUAUACAAUCAGUCGUCAAGAUGGAAGUUUUGACCUUGUCACGCUUGGUGGCAUAUCUAUCACUUUAGUCUUUGAAAGAUCACCCUUCAUUGCUGUGAAGAGGACACUAUGGCUUCCUUGGAAUAAAUUCAUUGUGGUUGACAAGGUCGUUAUGCAGAGGUCAGAGACAGAGACCCCACUAUGUGAUAUCAGUAGUUUCAUCAACCCAAAUCCAGUUGUUCUCCCUUCACCAUUGACAACAUUUGCUGGCUCGUGUUCACAAAGAGGACCUGUCAUCCCUGAACUCCAGGUAGUACAAGAAGAAAUUCAAAUCCCCUCAAGUUUUCUAAAACUCAGCUACCUGAGCAGCAGAACACUGGGCUACAAGAGUCUCAUACAUAUUAUCCUCACCCACGCAACCAUUCCUAUUGGACUAAGUAAAGUGCAUCUAAUUGUAGCAGUGGAAGGACGACUUGUUCAGAAAUGGUUUCCUGCUGCUAUUUACUUAGUUUAUACCUUUGCCUGGAAUAAAACUGAUAUUUAUGGCCAGAAAGUAUCUGGUCUCUCAGAAGCACUAGUGUCGGUUGGAUAUGAAUAUGAAUCAUGCCCAGACCUUGUAUUAUGGGAACGGAGGACAGUCAUCUUGCAAGGCUUUGAGAUGGAUUCUUCAAACAUUGGAGGAUGGACCUUUAACAAACAUCAUAUACUAAAUCCUCAUAAUGGUAUAUUGCACAAAGGAGAUGGAGAAAAUAUAUUCAUAUCACAGCAGCCUCCUGUGAUUUCUACACUGAUGGGAAAUGGUCUGCAGAGAACCCUCUCCUGCUCCUCCUGCAAUGGACCAGUACAUAACAACAAGCUCUUUGCUCCUGUUGCUAUGGCAACCGGACCCGAUGGGAGCAUCUACAUUGGCGAUUUCAACUUUGUAAGACGGAUACACCCAUCUGGAAAUGUCAUAAGCAUUUUAGAGCUUCGAAACAGGGACACGAGACACAGUACUAGCCCAGCUCAUAAAUAUUAUUUGGCCGUGGAUCCCUCUUCAGAGUCUUUGUACUUGUCGGAUACCAAUACCAGGAAGAUCUAUAGAGUGAAAUCGCUUUCUGAUGUUAAGGAGCUGUCAAAGAAUUUUGAAGUGGUAGCUGGGACAGGUGAUCAAUGUCUCCCAUUUGACCAAAGCCACUGUGGAGAUGGAGAAAAAGCAAAUGAUGCUUCACUUAACAGUCCAAGAGGAAUUACUGUAGAUGCACAUGGCUUCAUUUACUUCGUUGAUGGCACCAUGAUUCGGAAGAUUGAUGACAGAGGCAUAAUUUCAACAGUCAUAGGUCUCAAUGGUUUAACCUCCACACAGCCCCUUAGCUGUGACUCAGGAAUGGACAUCAGCCAGGUUCGACUAGAAUGGCCAACUGAUCUUGCUGUCAACCCCAUGGAUAACUCAUUAUAUGUCUUGGACAAUAACAUUGUACUCCAGAUCUCUGAUAAUAAUCAAGUGAGAAUUAUUGCUGGCAGACCCAUACAUUGCCAGGUUCCAGGUAUAGAUUACUUUCUUGUCAGCAAAGUAGCAAUUCAUUCCACCCUGGAAUCUGCACGAGCCAUUGCUGUAUCACACAGUGGCGUCCUCUACAUUGCCGAAACGGAUGAAAGGAAAAUUAACAGAAUACAACAAGUCACCACAAAUGGAGAAAUCUCUACAUUAGUUGGAGCCCCCACGGACUGUGACUGCAAGAUCGACCCAAAUUGUGACUGUUUUACAGGUGACGGUGAAUUUGCAAAAGACGCCAGACUGAAAGCGCCCUCGUCGUUAGCUGUUUCUCCAGAUGGCACACUGUACAUAGCUGAUCUUGGCAACAUACGCAUUCGAGCAGUCACUAAGAACAAGCCUCAUCUGAAUGCCAUGAAUAUGUAUGAAGUUGCCUCUCCGGCAGACCAAGAAUUGUAUCAGUUCAGUACCAAUGGGACGCAUCUCCACACUUUAAAUCUUAUAACUAGGGACUAUGUGUACAAUUUCACAUACAACGGUGAUGGGGAUGUAAUCUCUAUUACCAGCAGUAAUGGAAACUCAGUUCACAUACGACGUGAUGCUGGGGGCUUGCCUUUGUGGCUGGUUGUUCCCGGAGGACAAGUCUACUGGCUCACUAGCAGCAGUAAUGGAGUGCUGAAAAGGAUAUCUGCCCAAGGUUAUAACCUAGCAUUGAUGACAUACCAUGGUAAUACAGGCCUUCUUGCAACCAAAAGCAAUGAGAAUGGUUGGACCACAGUUUAUGAGUAUGACCCUGAAGGACAUUUAACAAAUGCAACCUUUCCAACUGGAGAAGUCAGCAGUUUCCACAGUGAUAUGGAAAAAUCCACCCGGGUCGAGCUUGACACUUCAAACAAGGAAAAUGUUAUCACCACCACUAAUAUAUCAGCAACAAGCAUUGUGUAUGCUUUAAAGCAAGAAAACAAUAUUAACAUCUAUCGAGUUAACCCCGAUGGCUCUCUACGAGUCACCUUUGCAAGUGGGAUGGAAAUUAGCCUGAAUGCAGAGCCCCAUAUAUUAGCAGGAGUGGUCAGUCCUACUCUGGGUAAAUGUAAUAUCUCGCUUCCGGGGGAGCACAGCCCAAAUCUUAUUGAGUGGCGACAACGUAAGGAGCAGAACAAAGGCAAUAUCUCCUCUUUUGAAAGGCGCUUAAGGGCUCACAACCGAAACCUAUUAUCGAUUGAUUUUGAUCACAUCACCAGAACCGGAAAAAUCUAUGAUGACCAUCGGAAAUUCACUCUUCGAAUUCUCUAUGAUAAAACUGGACAUCCCAUCUUGUGGUCACCAAGCAGCAAGUACCAAGAAGUCAACAUCACAUACUCUCCAAGUGGGCUUGUUACCUCCAUUCAAAGAGGAACAUGGACUGAGAAAAUAGAAUACGAUCAAAAUGGAAAGAUGGUAUCCAGAAUCUGGGCCAAUGGUAAAAUAUGGAGUUACACAUAUGAGGAAAAGUCUAUAAGCAUCUUUUUGCACAGCCAGCGACGUUACAUCUUUGAAUAUGAUCAUUCGGAUUACCUUGCUUCAGUAACUAUGCCGAAUAUGGUCCGCCAUAGUCUUCAGACAAUGCUCUCUGUUGGAUAUUACCGCAACAUAUACAACCCUCCAGACAACAUUGGCUCUUUUAUACAGGAUUACAGUGGAGCUGGACGUCUACUGCAGACAUUACAUCUUGGAACGGGACGUAGAGUCUUUUAUAAAUACACAAAGCAAACAAGGCUGUCUGAAAUUCUGUAUGACACUACCCAGGUUACAUUCACCUAUGAAGAGUCUUCGGGAGCCAUUAAAACAAUUCAUCUAAUGCAUGAGGGAUUUGUUUGUACUAUUAGAUAUAGACAAACAGGACCUCUUAUUGGACGACAGAUCUUCAGAUUCAGUGAAGAAGGUCUUGUGAAUGCAAGGUUUGACUACAGCUAUAACAACUUCCGAGUGACCAGCAUGCAAGCAAUGAUAAAUGAAAAUCCUCUUCCUAUAGACUUAUACCGUUAUGUCGAUGUGUCUGGGAGAACUGAACAGUUUGGAAAAUUCAGCGUCAUCAAUUAUGAUCUAAAUCAAGUCAUUACAACUUCUAUGAUGAAACAUACUAAAAUAUUUAGCUCUAGUGGGCAAGUUAUUGAGGUGCAAUAUGAGAUUCUAAAGGCUAUUUCUUAUUGGAUGACAAUACAGUAUGAUAAUAUGGGUCGAAUGAUCAUGUGUGGAAUAAGAGUGGGCGUGGACGCGAAUUUAACAAGAUAUUCCUAUGAGUAUGAUCCUGAUGGUCAACUUCAGGCUGUAUAUGUUAACGACAAACUUCAGUGGAGGUACAGUUAUGAUCUGAAUGGAAACAUAAACCUGCUUAGCCAUCGUAAUAGUGUUCGCUUGAUCCCACUGAGAUAUGACAUUGGAGACCGGAUCACCCGACUUGGAGAGAUUCAGUAUAGAAUGGAUGAAGAUGGGUUCCUCAGACAAAGGGGCAAUGAUAUAUUUGAGUACAAUUCUAAUGGUCUUUUGAGCAAGGCAUAUAACAAGGUUGCAGGUUGGAAUGUACACUACCGAUAUGAUGGGCUUGGUAGGCGCGUUGCAAGCAAAUCGAGUACUGGAUCUCAUCUGCAGUUCUUCUAUGCAGAUCUAGCUAAUCCAAUAAGAGUCACUCAUUUGUACAAUCAUAGCAGUUCAGAAAUAACUUCACUCUAUUAUGAUCUCCAAGGACAUCUAAUUGCCAUGGAAUUGAGCAGUGGAGAGGAGUAUUAUGUAGCAUGUGACAAUACAGGGACACCUCUAGCUGUAUUUAGCAGUAGAGGCCAAGUUAUAAAGGAAAUUCUCUACACACCUUAUGGCGACAUCUACGAAGACACCAAUCCAGACUUUGAAAUCAUAACUGGAUUCUAUGGAGGACUGUAUGACUCUCUGACUAAACUUGUACACCUUGGACAAAGAGAUUAUGAUGUUGUGGCUGGACGAUGGACCACACCCAACCAUCAGAUUUGGAAUAGAUUAAAUACUGACCCAAGGCCAUUUAACCUGUACUCAUUUGAAAAUAACUAUCCAGUUGGCAAGACCCAGGAUGUGGCACAGUAUACUACAGAUAUCGGAAGUUGGCUGGAGCUUUUUGGUUUUCAACUCCACAAUGUACUUCCUGGGUUUCCCAAACCAGAGGCAAAAGGCUUUGAGUCAACAUAUGAACUACUACAACUACAAACGAAAACCCAGGAGUGGGAUCCUGGGAAGACAAUUCUUGGGAUACAGUGUGAGCUUCAGAAACAGUUGAGAAACUUCAUUUCUUUAGAUCAGCUUCCUAUGGCUCCAAAACAUAAUGAUGAAAAAUGUCAUAGAAACAUAAAAUAUCCAAGAUUUUCAGCUGUACCAUCUUUAUUUGGAAAAGGGAUAAAGUUUGCCAUCAAAGAUGGAAUUGUAACAGCUGAUGUAAUUGGAGUAGCGAACGAAGACAGUCGCCGUAUUGCUGCCAUCUUGAAUAAUGCCCACUACUUGGAAAAUUUGCAUUUUACCAUUGAUGGUCGGGAUACGCACUCCUUCAUUAAGUUGGGCUCCUUGGAAGAAGAUCUUACUGUUAUUGGAAACAGUGGUAGUGGUCGUAUUCUAGAAAAUGGAGUCAAUGUCACUGUGUCACAGAUGACAUCAAUGGUCAAUGGAAGAACUAGACGGUUUGCUGACAUACAGCUUCAACAUGGCACCUUGUGUUUUAACGUUCGCUAUGGAACAACCAUCGAUGAAGAGAAGGAUCAUGUUAUAGAAUUAGCAAGGCAGAGAGCUGUGGCCCAGGCUUGGACUAAGGAACAGAAGAGACUUCAGGAAGGAGAGGAAGGCAUAAGAAUGUGGACAGAAGCUGAGAAACAACAACUUUUAAGUACUGGGAAGGUCCAAGGCUAUGACGGAUAUUUUGUUAAUUCAGUGGAUCAGUAUCUUGAACUUUCUGAUAGUGCCAACAAUAUUCACUUCAUAAGACAGAGUGAAGUAGGCAGGAGGUAA
This is a messenger RNA of Bufo gargarizans (Asiatic toad), 8202 nucleotides long. It is a transcript of the gene TENM1, whose product is annotated as teneurin transmembrane protein 1. The record is from RefSeq and is a predicted model, not a curated record. The coding region runs from base 1 to 8202 and encodes 2733 amino acids. Gene Ontology annotation, biological process: signal transduction; heterophilic cell-cell adhesion; neuron development. Gene Ontology annotation, cellular component: membrane; neuron projection. Lineage: Eukaryota; Metazoa; Chordata; Amphibia; Anura; Bufonidae. The transcript is spliced from 35 exons. Gene Ontology annotation, molecular function: protein homodimerization activity; protein heterodimerization activity; cell adhesion molecule binding.